Perca flavescens (yellow perch) is the source of this 4990-nucleotide messenger RNA. It is a transcript of the gene ppp1r3ab, whose product is annotated as protein phosphatase 1, regulatory subunit 3Ab. The record is from RefSeq and is a predicted model, not a curated record. The coding region runs from base 357 to 4481 and encodes 1374 amino acids. The transcript has 4 exons. Gene Ontology annotation, biological process: regulation of glycogen biosynthetic process. Gene Ontology annotation, cellular component: protein phosphatase type 1 complex. Gene Ontology annotation, molecular function: protein phosphatase 1 binding; glycogen binding. Lineage: Eukaryota; Metazoa; Chordata; Actinopteri; Perciformes; Percidae.
AGUAUGCAGAGGCCACUUGUUCUGUUUUAGACCUCAUGUGAGCCGUUGUGGGCCAAAAGCAACAAAACACAAAUAGCUGCCAAGGUAAAUCUCAUGCUUGUUAUACAAACAGCAUUACAACUCUCCCGGGUGAAAUUACUAGGGUUACAUAAGGACAGUGUCCACAACACUGUACUUUUGUUGGAGAAGUUUUCUAGCGAGAAAAGUAGAUAAUUAUCAAUCUAUAUGAUUGGUUAUAUCACGCAAAUGUUCACACGCAGAGAGGCAACAGGAUUAUAUUCUCUCCUCCUGAGGUUAGACUACUGUACAUAGUUUAAGUCCCUUCUGGCCUAUUUAUAGUGUUGGCCCUUGCAACAAUGUCAUCUGUAACUCGAUUCCAUCUGUUAAGUCAGAGCAUGUUCGAUGUCAGUUGCCAGAAGCAGAAGCACUGCAGUUCACUUCCUGCUGACUCUCCUACAGGGAGCCCCAUGGAGUUUGUGGGACAAGCAAGACCUUCUGGGGCCUGUAACCUCUUAGAAGUGCCAGGCCUCAGCUCCUCGGACGUGGACGAUGAUGAGUAUGAGGUGGUGAACGGCAUCAGGCCCAAAUCUUCUCCUCUCCCACGUAGAAAGAGCUCUGUCAGUGACGAGGACUCAGAGCCUGAGCCGCCCCUGUCUGGCUCCAGGAGAGUGUCCUUUGCAGAUGCCAAAGGCCUCAGUUUGGUGCAUGUAAAGGAGUUUGACACUUGGGAUGUACCCAAGCUGCCACUAUGUGACUCUUCUGAGGGUGAAGGUAGAGAUGCAGAGGACUACUUCCUAUCUCCUCUCACUUUCUCCCUUCCGUUGUCUAAUAAGGAGUUGUUUGUCAAAGUCCGGGAGCAGAAAUUGGAGUUAGAGGCUAUCGAGUUACUUCCAGGGACCACAAUACUUAAAGGAGUGAUCCGUGUCCUCAACAUCUCUUUCAGUAAGGCGGUAUAUAUUCGAACCACUUUGGACUCAUGGUCAAGCCACUUUGACCUCCUGGCAGAGUACAUGCCUGGUUCCAGUGACAGUCUGAUGGACAGUUUCUCAUUUAAGCUCACCCUCGUGCCUCCAUUCGGGGAGCAGGGAGCCAGAGUUGACUUUUGUUUGCGAUAUGAGACUGCGGUGGGGACAUUCUGGGCCAACAAUAACAACAGGAACUACGUGCUGUUCUGUCACCAGAGAGUGAAAGAGAGGAAAGAGAAGCCACAGAAGGAAAAUGUGAACAAAAAAGGCUGCCUUAAGACUUUCAGUCAGAACUUCUCCACUGUGGAAAACAUGUCUGCAAUGGAAGAUUCAGCUCAGAAAAACAUUUCACCAGAUGUGUCACAACAUGGAGAGGAAGUGGACACUAUGAAAGCCAAGCAAAUCUCUGAUGGCCAGUCAGGAACAUCAGAGGAAGAUCGAAAGAAAUUAGUGACCGAGAACAGACCGAACUGCAGCCGAAGACGUUGCAGAAAGGCUGCACGGAUGGCUCGGGUGAGGGACUACUUUUCUCAGACAAAGGGUGGAGCGGAUGACACUGAAAGAGAUGAAUCACCUCCAGAAGCAAAACAGGCAGCUCAAGAAGAAACCCCGGAGGAGAAGCACUCAGAUGUGCGAUCAUUUCCUGAGGGGAGCAGUAAAUCAGACGGUUCUCACUUUGUUUCUGAAUCACUGGAAACAUGCAGCGAACCUCUCCUUGAUGUUCAACAUGAUACGUCACCAGCACACAACUGCACGUCUAACAACGAGACAGAGGAAUCUGCGAGCAUCAAUUUGGCUGACUCAGCCACAUUACCAGGAGGUGAGAGUGCCAGAGAUAUUUUAGACAACCCAUCAAAUGAUGAACUUGCUCCCGCCGAAUGCCAAAAUAUCAACAAGUCCGUCUCAAACGCUGAGGAAUGCGACAUUACAGCUGAACCAGCUGACAGAGUUAUUUCAGUAGUGAACAGUGAAAGCCUCGUUAGCCAGACCAGCAGCUUCACAUUUGGAACCGUGGUGGCUCCACUGUAUCAUCAGGUGUUUGGCAGGUUGGGAAGUGAAAGCGGUUGGGCAAAUCCAGUACAAGCUACACUGAAUGCUGGAAUUACAACUCAAAGUUACACUCACACUGAAAGCGCACUUACUAACUGCACUGUUCGUACAGACGCUAAUGAUGACGAAGUUCAGGGAAAUGUGACUGAGACCCAGGAAUCAAACAAAGAAUGCUUGGAUGCCACCACAAAUAGCACUGCCAUUGAAGAAGAAGAAACAAGCUUGAGUGUGACAGCAAACAACAUCCUGCACCAUGCAGAAACACUGCAGGAUCCAGAUGAUAUUAUACAUUCAGACCAGAGACGCACUACAUUGGAGGUUCCAAAAACUAUUUCAGGAGACACAGUCAUACAUGCACAUGCUGUAAACAUUUUAAAUACACAUUUGUUGAAUCCACAUAUACCCACUGAGAAUGUACAUCUCCAGGGAGAAGCGCAGGAAGACAAUCUCACUCAUGACCUGCCAGAGCAUACAUGUACACAAACUAAAACUAAUCUAGAUGAAACCCUUGCACAAAGUGAAACACAAGAGGUCAUGACCAGUCUAGAAACCUCAUUUAUGUCACUUCAACCUUCUCAGAGUGUAUCAGAGCGUGUUAGUGAUGACGAGACCGACCAACAGACCAGCCGCAGUGAAGCAACCGACUGUAAGUGCGUACGUGAAUCAAACAACAAUGAUGACGUCGGCAAAACAGCAACCAUAUCAUCAACCAGUGGCAUUACAGAGGAGGAUAAAGCUUUCCGUGAUUUGAAUCCUGACCACAUCAAUAAUUCAGCUGCAAAAGGAACUGACAAUAGCUACGUUUCUAGUUUUGAGAUUGUGGAGGAAAAGAACGUCACAGCAACUCAGAUAUCUUUUGAAACUAAUAAUGUGGAAGAAGGAAAGAAACUGGUGAACAACUUGCAUAAAGAUGAAACAAAACACUCUGCUGAAAUGAAGGUCAUUGGUGAGGUAGCUGAGUCAACAACAAAAGCAACGAUGAGUAAUCACAUACACGGUGACACGUUCUCGGAGCUCAAAGAUGAAGACACACAAAAAACAGAGCAUCUUGAAAUGGAAGCUGCUGUCGCAAAACAGGAGAAUUUGUGUUUUGCAGACACUACUGAGGUAAACUGGGAAAUGAUGGUUGAAGAAGAGGAGAAAAACAUAUUAACAGAAGAAGAGGAAAGUGAGGCAGUAAGUUUAAAAACAGAGAACAAGGCUGAGGAUGCAGAUGUUUUAGAGGGAGAGCACACGAUUGGAGAGGAGGACUUUGGGGAGAUUGUGGCUGGAAAAGACAGGGAAGACGUGAACGAUUUAGACUACGUUCAAGCCACAAAGACAGCUGGAGAGGAAGAACAGGCUGAGGAGAUUGAAGUGGAGAAAAGAGAGGAACAAGAGGAGUCAGAGUUAGAGAAAGAAAAACACUUUACAGAGAUACAAGAGGUCAGUAUUGAAAAGACAAAUGUCCAAGAUGAAGAGAAGAUAGAGGAGGAGGAAGAAAUGGAAAUAGACUUGAUAAAUGACGAUGAAGCAAGUGUGGAGUGGGAGGUUAAGGUAAAACCAAGGGAGCUAAAUGUAGAAGAAGAGAAUCCAGAUUACAAGGAGGAAAUUCUAGUUGCUGAAACAGGAGGGUCAGAGAUUGCAGAUGCAGAGUCAGAGACCAUGAUAAUCGACGGGGGAAAUGAAGUGGGGUGUUUUGAAGAGAGGUUAGACAAUACACAAAACAAGGUUGAGGAUGGUUUAUCUGCUCUGGUGAACAAUGUGCAGGACAAGAGAGUAGUAGACAGAGAAAAUGAUGGACACAUCCCAACUGAAAUGCAUCUUUACAAGGAGGAAGAUAUCCAAAGCAACGAGCACGUUACACAUGACCUAUCAAAAGCUGCGACAGAUGAAAACGAACUUGUCGCUGCGGAGGGCGGUUCGCGCAUUUUUACAGAUGAACCUAAAAGCGACCCAACGAGCCACGACAGCGCUUCAGCAGAGUCCGACUCAGACGACGAGGUGGAGUUGUACAUGCACUGUCUGAGGGCCGUUCACACUGGGGCACAGGGCCAGAAAGACAGGAACAAAGAUACAGGUUUUAGUGUGGGCAAAAGGCCCUCUGUAAGCAGAAGCAAACUGGUGUCCACACCCAUGCCACCCAUCAGUGAAUCUCUGGAUGAAGACCAGCACCUGAGCCAUCUGAAGGACCAUCACGAGGACACAGAGAGUGCAGACAUCCAACACACAGCUGCAGCUCUGCCAGCGUCAGGUGGACAGGAAAGCAUCAACAGAAAUGUUUCAUGGUGGAAAGAGACUUUUUCCUGCAGCAAUAUCUCAAGCACAUUGUUAUAUGCCACCUUGUUAGUGGUAUUUUUAGUUGUGGCCUACCGUUAUGAUUUUUUUGCCUGUUUUGGGCUCUACUUGAUAUCAGUGGUUUGGCUCUACUGUCAAAGAGAGAGGCAGCCAGAACAACAAAAACAACAACACAACAGGUUGAAUUAAACUGUAAAAAUCUGUUUUAGUUGUGGUAUUGUUUACCAUGGACUUCAGAGGUUCAUGGGUGUACAAGGUGCUGACAUGACACCCACAAAAUAAUAACUCUCCCUUUUUGCUACCUCAUACCACAAUUUGAUUAUUCCCAUUAUGUAAUAUUUGAGCAAGACCUACACAAUUACUAAUGGUUUAAAUAGAAGUAGAUGAAGAAAAUACAUACAACAAUGAAUUAUAAUGGGCAUUACAAGUAUAUAUGACACAUAUCAGAAUAAAUGCUGUGUAUUCCCUAUGGGAGGAUGUUAACUCUCUGUUGUGAGAGUAUAAACACAUUUUCUUUAUGCUUUACUGUACAUAAAACUUAGCGUCGACAACAGGCUGCAGACCAUUGCUCACACUGAUCAGUUCUGCACAGCGGUAAUGCAUUUUUGAGGUGUAAAUGAAACCUAUCAGUGUUCUGUGUGUAUUUACUUUUCAUAAGUCUGGCAUGAAUAAAUUGUAGGCCUACAAAAGACAAAUAA